Emiliania huxleyi CCMP1516 is the source of this 873-nucleotide messenger RNA. RefSeq lists its product as hypothetical. The transcript has a single exon. NCBI's taxonomy places the organism in Eukaryota, Haptophyta, Isochrysidales, Noelaerhabdaceae. The coding region runs from base 30 to 554 and encodes 174 amino acids. The record is from RefSeq and is a predicted model, not a curated record.
CCGAGUGCUUUGAGCGCAACGCUGAGGGGAUGCUGAAGAACAUGGCGAUCCACGAGCUGGCGCUGCUCGCGACCUACUGGGGCGUGACGGUCGACAACAUCAAGUCCGUCACCCCCGACGCCGCCUUCUCCGAGUGCAAGACGCUGACGGGGCCGGGCGGCAAGCAGUUCACCGACUUUGCGAAGGUCGGCUUCACGGUCGAGACAAAGGACGGCAAGACCAUCACGCUGAUGAUCGACCGGUGCGGCUCCGACUCGGGCGGCAACUCGAUCGCCGUCGUGAGCGACGCCUCGGGCAAGGAGCUCUUCCGCGCCGAGACGCCGGACGCCGCGCUGUCGACAAAGGUUGCCGAGGCGGCGGCCAAGGACCCGGAGAUGAUGCCGUACUUCUUCCUGCAGCACGACGACUACAUCACGCUCAAGGAGCUCUCCUCGUCGCACGUCAUCAAGGGCGCCGCCGGCGCGCCCGAGGGCAUGGCGACCAUCGACGUCGCGGUCGACGCGCUCAAGGUUGCAGAGUACCUGACGCCGCUCCUGCAGGACGCGCUCAAGUAGAGGAGCAGGGGGGGCACGCCGGGCGGGGCGAGAGGGCGCCGGGGGCGAGGUGGAGGGAGCGGCAGGGGAGCGGCGCAGCCUCUCGCUCUGCACACCCGUGUAGAGAGGGAGGAUAGGAUAUAUUGGGGCAACACCCAUGUGUCGAUGCCCUCGUCGCCGUCCGCGGCUCAGCGCUCAGGGGCUUGCGCGAAUUCACACAUCAGCUCGCGCUUCCCCGGCCGCAGCCCAGAUCCUGCUCCCACACCGCUGCCGGGGGCUCUCGUGGGCCUAUUCGUAGGAUGGUAUCGUUUGUUCGUUUGGAGCAGUACAGUGCACAAUG